AUGCUGGCGACGAUGGGUUACAUCACGCCCGAGAUCACCGGCAAGCUGCCCGGCUACUUGUCGCCUUCGGCUGGCCUGAAGUUCGCGGACAUCCCGAACGGGCUCGGGGCGAUCUCCAAGGUUCCCGCGGCGGGCUGGGCGCAGAUCGUGGCGUACGGCGCGUUCUGCGAGCUGUCCCAGGACCAGUCCGCUGGCACCGCUGCCGCCGCAGGCGACUUCGGCUUCAAGGUGCUGACGUCCAGUGAUGCCGGGGAGAAGCAGAAGAAGUUGGCGGCAGAGAUCGCCAACGGUCGCCUUGCCAUGAUGGCUAUCAUCGGAAUGUUUUUCCAGGACGGCUUGACCGGCUCCGCGUGGGGCGACUGGGCGCUCUACACUGGAUCCCCGCUGCGCGCGUUCGAGAGCGAGCUGGGCGUGCAGGACCCCGUGGGCUUUUGGGACCCUGCCGGGUUCACAGCGGAUGGUAGCACGGCGAAUUUCGCCAGGAGGCGCCAGACAGAGCUCAAGCACGGCCGCGUGAGCAUGCUGGCGACGAUGGGUUACAUCACGCCCGAGAUCACCGGCAAGCUGCCCGGCUACUUGUCGCCUUCGGCUGGCCUGAAGUUCGCGGACAUCCCGAACGGGCUCGGGGCGAUCUCCAAGGUUCCCGCGGCGGGCUGGGCGCAGAUCGUGGCGUACGGCGCGUUCUGCGAGCUGUCCCAGGACCAGUCCGCUGGCACCGCUGCCGCCGCAGGCGACUUCGGCUUCAAGGUGCUGACGUCCAGUGAUGCCGGGGAGAAGCAGAAGAAGUUGGCGGCAGAGAUCGCCAACGGUCGCCUUGCCAUGAUGGCUAUCAUCGGAAUGUUUUUCCAGGACGGCUUGACCGGCUCCGCGUGGGGCGACUGGGCGCUCUACACUGGAUCCCCGCUGCGCGCGUUCGAGAGCGAGCUGGGCGUGCAGGACCCCGUGGGCUUUUGGGACCCUGCCGGGUUCACUGCGGAUGGUAGCACGGCGAAUUUCGCCAGGAGACGCCAGACAGAGCUCAAGCACGGCCGCGUGAGCAUGCUGGCAACGAUGGGUUACAUCACGCCCGAGAUCACCGGCAAGCUGCCCGGCUACUUGUCGCCUUCGGCUGGCCUGAAGUUCGCGGACAUCCCGAACGGGCUCGGGGCGAUCUCCAAGGUUCCCGCUGCGGGCUGGGCGCAGAUCGUGGCGUACGGCGCGUUCUGCGAGCUGUCGCAGGACCAGUCCGCUGGCACCGCGGCCGCCGCAGGCGACUUCGGCUUCAAGGUGCUGACGUCCAGUGAUGCCGGGGAGAAGCAGAAGAAGUUGGCGGCAGAGAUCGCCAACGGUCGCCUUGCCAUGAUGGCUAUCAUCGGAAUGUUUUUCCAGGACGGCUUGACCGGCUCCGCGUGGGGCGACUGGGCGCUUUACACUGGAUCCCCGCUGCGCGCGUUCGAGAGCGAGCUGGGCGUGCAGGACCCCGUGGGCUUUUGGGACCCUGCCGGGUUCACUGCGGAUGGUAGCACGGCGAAUUUCGCCAGGAGACGCCAGACAGAGCUCAAGCACGGCCGCGUGAGCAUGCUGGCAACGAUGGGUUACAUCACGCCCGAGAUCACCGGCAAGCUGCCCGGCUACUUGUCGCCUUCGGCUGGCCUGAAGUUCGCGGACAUCCCGAACGGGCUCGGGGCGAUCUCCAAGGUUCCCGCUGCGGGCUGGGCGCAGAUCGUGGCGUACGGCGCGUUCUGCGAGCUGUCGCAGGACCAGUCCGCUGGCACCGCUGCCGCCGCUGGCGACUUCGGCUUCAAGGUGCUGACGUCCAGUGAUGCCGGGGAGAAGCAGAAGAAGUUGGCGGCAGAGAUCGCCAACGGUCGCCUUGCCAUGAUGGCUAUCAUCGGAAUGUUUUUCCAGGACGGCUUGACCGGCUCCGCGUGGGGCGACUGGGCGCUCUACACUGGAUCCCCACUGCGCGCGUUCGGGAACGGGAGCUCAAGUUCCGCAAGCUGA
Prorocentrum cordatum is the source of this 1983-nucleotide messenger RNA. NCBI's taxonomy places the organism in Eukaryota, Dinophyceae, Prorocentrales, Prorocentraceae. The record is from the annotation of a GenBank genome assembly.